AUGGCAUCCGUUGCAUCUUUCCAGUCUUUAUAUGCAACAAGUCUGAAACAAUCGCCCGUGUCAAGGAGUCAUUCUCUCUCUUCCCGUUAUGCUGUGGCAGCAGCACCCCUGAGGUCAACAGUUUUAUCCAGGACCAAGAGCCAGAAGAACCAAAAGAGAUCUCUGACAGUGGUUGCAGCAGUUGGAGAUGUAUCACCUGAUAGUACGACCUAUCUAAUUGCUGGCGCAGCCGUUGUUGCUCUGGUGGGAACAGCCUUCCCACUCCUCUUCUCCCGCAAGGACAUCUGUCCUGAAUGUGAUGGUGCGGGCUUUGUUCGUCAAUCUGGAGUGGCUUUGAGGGCAAAUGCUGCACGGAAGGACCAGACUCAAAUUGUCUGUGCUCGUUGUCAAUUUUCCCUACAUUCACGAACAGCCUGUAUCAGCAAGAAAACCGCUUAUAUAUUCUCCACCUUAAUGUCUCUGACAAGCCCAGCUGAAAUGAGCUAA
This is a messenger RNA of Durio zibethinus, 486 nucleotides long. NCBI's taxonomy places the organism in Eukaryota, Viridiplantae, Streptophyta, Magnoliopsida, Malvales, Malvaceae. The record is from RefSeq and is a predicted model, not a curated record.